AUGGCUAAAACCCUAAUUCUCUCCGCUUUAGCUGCGGCCUUCUUCUUCAUUCAAGUCGUCGAAUGUGUUGUUGCAGUUGCGAAUUCUGCUAGGUUGACGAUAAAGAACAACUGUGCGUACACCAUCUGGCCCGCCACUCUCACCGGCGGCGGCACUCCGCCGAUCGACGAUACCGGCUUCGAGCUCGCACCGCGGGCGUCGAAGUCUGUGACGGCGCUGCCCAAGUGGUCGGGCCGCGUGUGGGCCCGGACGCAUUGCUCGACCGAUCCGUCGUCGGGCCGGUUCUCGUGCCUCAGCGGCGACUGCGGUAGCGGGGUGGUGGAGUGCAGGGGCGCCGGCGGAGCGGCGCCGGCCACGCUGGUGGAGUUCACGAUGCAGGGCUAUGACGGGCGGGACUUCUACGACGUGAGCUGUGUCGACGGCUUCAAUCUGCCGGUGGCGGUGGCGCCGGUGGCGAGGGAGGGGUGCAACUUCGCCGACUGCCCGGUGGACCUGAACGCGAUCUGCUUGCCGGAGCUGCAGGCGAAGGCUCCGAGCGGAGCGGUGGUGGGAUGCAAGAGCGCGUGCUUGGCGUUCGACACCGACAGAUACUGCUGCAGAGGAGAGUACGGCGGAGGACCGAAGGCGUGCCCGCCGACGAACUACUCGCAGUUCUUCAAGAAGGAGUGCCCGCGGGCAUAUAGCUACGCCUACGACGAUGGGACCAGCACUUUCACAUGCAGGAAUACCGAUUACAUUAUUACCUUCUGCCCUUGA
This is a messenger RNA of Zingiber officinale, 756 nucleotides long. Its product is annotated as thaumatin-like protein 1b. Gene Ontology annotation, cellular component: extracellular region. Lineage: Eukaryota; Viridiplantae; Streptophyta; Magnoliopsida; Zingiberales; Zingiberaceae. The transcript has 2 exons. Bases 1 to 756 code for a protein of 251 amino acids. The record is from RefSeq and is a predicted model, not a curated record. Gene Ontology annotation, biological process: defense response.